This is a messenger RNA of Phacochoerus africanus (Common warthog), 946 nucleotides long. RefSeq names its product chromosome 4 C1orf35 homolog (gene C4H1orf35). The transcript has 8 exons. The coding region runs from base 77 to 790 and encodes 237 amino acids. Lineage: Eukaryota; Metazoa; Chordata; Mammalia; Artiodactyla; Suidae. The record is from RefSeq and is a predicted model, not a curated record.
CGCGCAUGACGUCACUGCGUGCGGCGCGGGGUGGAAACGGGGGCCGGUGGGCCCUGGGUAGCGGGAAGCCGGCACCAUGUUCGGCUCCAGCCGGGGUGGAGUGCGCGGUGGGCAGGAUCAGUUUAGCUGGGAGGAUGUGAAGACUGACAAACAGAGGGAGAACUACCUGGGCAACUCGCUGAUGGCCCCGGUGGGCCGCUGGCAGAAGGGCCGUGACCUCACCUGGUACGCCAAGGGCCGGGCGCACGGCGCGGGGUUGAGCCGGGAACAGGAGCUGGAGGCCGUGAGGCAGGCGGAGCAGGAAGCGCUUAUGGCAGCGUUAGGCUACAGGAACGUAAGGAAGCAGCCCACGGGCCUGAGCAAGGAGGACUUUGUCGAAGUCUGUAAGCGGGAAGGAAGUGACCCCGAGAAGGGAGUGGACCGGCUCCUGGGCCUGGGCAGCUCCAGUGGCUCUGCAGGGCGAGUGGCGCUGUCACGGGAAGACAAAGAGGCCGCUAAACUGGGGCUUUCGGUGUUCACGCACCACCGCGUGGAGAGCAGUCGGCCAGGGGUCUCCCUGGCUUCGGCCAAGAAGAAGCCUCGGUCAGAGGAGAAGGUGGAGCCAGGCCCUGAGAGCCACAGGAAGAGCAAGAAAGAGAAGAAAAAGAAGAAAAAACACAAGAAAGAGAAGAGAAAGAAAGAAAAGGAGCAUGGGAGGGGGUCACAUUCCUCACUGUCCCCUUCUUCCAUCCAGCAUGAUCCCAACUCCUCGCCUUGUUGCAAGAGGAAGCGCCGGCAGGACAGCAACUGAGAUCCAGAGAUCUGAAGGGCUAGCCUAUGGCGAUCACCCCAGGCCUCGAAACAGGCUUAACUGUGGCCUACUACGGCUGCUUUUAUUUUUCUUUGUACUGACUCACUCUUUGUACGUAAAUAAACUUAUUUUAAGUGGAAAGUGUUUCAUACUAAA